This is a messenger RNA of Triticum turgidum subsp. durum (durum wheat), 3060 nucleotides long. Lineage: Eukaryota; Viridiplantae; Streptophyta; Magnoliopsida; Poales; Poaceae. The record is from the annotation of a GenBank genome assembly.
AUGACGUGGCUCCGCGCCGCCACGGGCCUGGCCCGCCACGCCGCGCGGCGGGCGGCCCUCGCCCGCGCAGCCACCCCGGGCCACGCGGGCGCCCGAUCCGCGGGGUUCCACACCUCGGCGCUCCGCCGCAGGGCCGCGGCGCCGGCCCCGCGGGCCGUCCCGCUCUCGAGGCUCACCGACAGCUUCCUCGACGGCACCAGCAGCGUGUACCUCGAGGAGCUGCAGCGCGCGUGGGAGGCGGACCCGGCCUCCGUCGACGAGUCGUGGGACAACUUCUUCCGCAACUUCCUCGGCCAGGCCGCGGGCUCCCCCGGCGCGGGCCUCUCCGGCCAGACCAUCCAGGAGAGCAUGCAGCUGCUCCUCCUCGUGCGCGCCUACCAGGUCAACGGCCACAUGAAGGCGGCGCUCGACCCGCUCGGGCUCGACGACCGCGCCGUGCCCGAGGACCUCGACCUCGCCCUCUACGGCUUCACGGAGGCCGACCUCGACCGCGAGUUCUUCCUCGGGGUCUGGAUGAUGGCCGGCUUCCUCUCCGAGAACCGGCCGGUCCUCACCCUCCGCGAGAUCCUCGGCAAGCUCGAGCGCGCCUACUGCGGGCCCAUCGGCUUCGAGUACAUGCACAUCCCCGACCGCGACAAGUGCAACUGGCUCCGGGAGAAGAUCGAGACCGUCGCGCCCAGGGAGUACCCCAAGGACCGCCGCCUCGUCAUGCUCGACAGGCUCAUCUGGAGCACCCAGUUCGAGAACUUCCUCGCCACCAAGUGGGCCACCGCCAAGCGCUUCGGCCUCGAGGGCGGCGAGACCCUCAUCCCCGGCAUGAAGGAGAUGUUCGACCGGUCCGCCGAUCUCGGCGUCGAGAACAUUGUCAUUGGCAUGCCCCACAGGGGGAGGCUCAAUGUGCUGGGGAACGUCGUCCGCAAGCCCUUGUCUCAGAUAUUCAGCGAGUUUGCUGGCGGGACGAGGCCUGUCGAAGGCGAGGAUGGGCUCUAUACUGGAACUGGUGAUGUCAAGUACCAUCUGGGUACCUCCUACGACCGGCCGACCCGUGGUGGCAAGAGGAUCCACUUGUCGUUGGUCGCCAAUCCCAGUCAUCUGGAGGCCGUCGACCCUGUUGUCAUUGGCAAGACGCGUGCAAAGCAGUUCUACUCCAAUGAUGAUGACAGGACAAAGAACAUGGGCAUUCUUAUUCAUGGAGAUGGUAGCUUUGCUGGGCAGGGCGUGGUGUAUGAGACGCUCCAUCUGAGUGCCCUUCCAAACUACACUACUGGAGGAACCAUUCACAUUGUUGUCAACAAUCAAGUUGCCUUCACAACUGAUCCAAGAGCCGGCAGGUCUUCCCAGUACUGCACGGAUGUUGCCAAGGCCGUGAAUGUCCCUAUAUUCCAUGUUAAUGGUGAUGAUCUGGAGGCUGUUGUACGUGUCUGCGAACUUGCAGCUGAGUGGCGCCAGACCUUCCAUUCUGAUGUGGUGGUCGACCUGAUCUGCUACCGUCGUUUUGGACACAAUGAAAUUGAUGAGCCAUCCUUCACACAGCCAAAGAUGUAUCAGGUCAUUAAGAACCAUCCAAGUUCAUUGAAGCUUUAUGAACAGAAACUGCUUGAAACAGGUGAAGUCACUAAAGAAGAUGUUCAGAGGAUCCACGACAAAGUGAACCGAAUCCUAAAUGAAGAGUUCGCUAAAAGCAAAGAUUAUGUUCCCAACAAGAGGGAUUGGCUCUCGGCUUACUGGACUGGCUUUAAGUCACCUGAGCAAAUUUCACGUGUUCGCAACACCGGGGUUAAGCCAGAGGUACUGAAACGUGUUGGGCAAGCAAUUACUACUCUGCCUGAAAGCUUCAAGCCCCACAGAGCAGUGAAGAAGAUUUUUGAGCAGCGUGCUGCAAUGAUCGAGAGUGGUGAAGGUAUUGAUUGGGCUGUUGCCGAAGCCCUUGCCUUUGCAGCACUCAUAGUUGAAGGCAACCAUGUUAGGCUGAGUGGACAGGAUGUGGAAAGGGGAACUUUUAGCCACCGGCAUUCAGUUGUGCAUGACCAGGAAACUGGGGCGAAAUACUGCCCGCUCGAUCAUGUUGUGAUGAAUCAAAAUGAGGAGCUGUUUACUGUUAGCAACAGUUCACUUUCGGAAUUCGCUGUUCUUGGAUUUGAAUUGGGCUACUCCAUGGAGAACCCGAAUUCGCUAGUACUCUGGGAAGCUCAGUUUGGUGACUUCUCCAAUGGUGCACAAGUGAUGUUCGACCAGUUUCUGAGUAGUGGAGAGGCAAAAUGGCUGCGUCAAACUGGCCUUGUUGUUCUACUGCCUCAUGGUUAUGAUGGCCAAGGUCCUGAGCACUCCAGCUCCCGUUUGGAGCGCUUCCUUCAGAUGAGUGAUGACAAUCCUUUUGUCAUACCUGAGAUGGACUCAACACUUCGCAAGCAGAUACAGGAGUGUAACUGGCAGGUUGUGAAUGUGACAACCCCUGCAAACUAUUUCCAUGUGCUGCGUCGUCAGAUACAUAGGGAUUUCCGGAAACCACUGAUUGUGACGGCCCCCAAGAACCUACUUCGUCAUAAGGAGUGUAAAUCCAACCUCUCUGAGUUUGAUGAUGUUGAAGGGCACCCAGGAUUUGAUAAGCAAGGAACACGUUUCAAGCGGCUGAUAAAGGACCGUAACGAUCACAAGGAAGUCGAGGAGGGUAUCAACCGCCUUGUAUUAUGUUCUGGAAAGGUGUAUUAUGAACUUGACGAUGAGCGGAAAAAGUCCGAGCGCAGUGAUGUUGCCAUCUGCAGGGUUGAGCAACUUUCCCCAUUCCCAUACGACCUUAUCCAGAGAGAGCUAAAAAGAUAUCCAAAUGCGGAGAUCGUGUGGUGCCAAGAGGAGCCGAUGAACAUGGGCGCAUACAGCUACAUCUCACCCCGCCUCUACUCGGCCAUGAAGACCCUCGGGCGCGGCACUUUUGAGGACAUCAAGUACGUGGGCAGGGCGCCCUCGGCCGCCACAGCCACCGGCUUCUUGACGGUCCACGUGCAGGAGCAGUCGGAGCUGGUGAAGAAGGCAUUGCAACCGGAGCCGAUCAAGUUCCCCUGA